Molecule: messenger RNA, 555 nt
Organism: Cooperia oncophora
Lineage: Eukaryota; Metazoa; Nematoda; Chromadorea; Rhabditida; Trichostrongylidae
Source: the annotation of a GenBank genome assembly
AUGGAACGCAACGAUAACUACCGUGACAGACAAGGCCGUCGCGACUACGUUUAUAGGCAGCGGCAGUAUAACAAAUACGACGAUGAUCGCGAGGAGCCGGUACCUGAAGAUCCUCGUGUGGACAGAAACGAUGAUGAUGGCUGGGCUGAAAUGGACUACCAAGCAGUUGGCUAUCAUCAUGACCAGCAGGACCAGCACCAACACAAACACAAUCGUCAUUACAAUCGACCAUACAAUCGUGGUGGCUACCGUGCACGAAACCGCGGAUAUUUCAAUAAUCGUCAAAAUCACUACAAUCGUGAUGAUGGUCGCCGAGACAUUCAGGAAGAUGAAAGAGGUGAUCGCGACAGUGGUGAUAAUAAGGACAUGGAUGUCAACCCUCGAAACAAUGAUCGUGGUUUCUAUAGGCAAGGCGGUGCCAAAAACUAUGACAACAAUAGAGGCAUCGAUCACGAUCGCGAAAAGCACUCAGAGAAAAGUCGUGUUUUCUACAAUAGCAACAAGAAUCUGUAUUCAGACCGACGGCGUCGUGGAUCGAAUUCUAAUUACAAUUAA